AUGUACAUAUUCGAUAAUUCGGAUAUGUAUUGUUGCGAUGAUUUUGAAAUUGUAGGAUCGUUUCCUAGAUCCACCCAAGUUAUUAAUAUCCCAACAGACCCCGGACAUACAGUAAUUUCCAAAACCAUUCAUUUAGUUGGAGGCUUUCCUUAUAUGUUGUAUUUCCAAAUUAUAAAAUUUUCAGGUCAUGCCAUUUUCAUGCCAACUAUCACUUUACCAUCAGGAGAAAACGUUAGCGACUUUACAGGUUAUGUUUACGUUAACUAUGAAGAAUAUUACUGUGAUAUGGGAAAUGCUACAUUUUCAAUCAUUUCUGAAGGAACCGAUUCCUAUACAAUCACUUAUUCCACUUUUUGCUCUACCAAGUUCAGCACAGAACCAGCCGUCGGUAAACCUUAUCUCGUGGUUGCAAAGGUGUGCUACAUUCUCAACCCUACUGUUGUUUCAUCAACAUUGUCUUCAGCCACACUGAGUUCAUCAAAUGUCGAACUUUCAUCCUCUUCUAUCCCAUUGGAAUCAUUGGUAGUUGUACCUUUAUCGUCAUCUUCCUUGGUAAUGAGCUCAUCGUCAUCUGAUCUUUCACCUACACCUAUCUCAACCACACGCAGUAAUUCGGAACAAUCAAGUUUCACCAUUCCAUCAACGUUUCAUUACACACCUCCAGUAUAUAUAGGGAGGCAAUAG
Molecule: messenger RNA, 684 nt
Organism: Maudiozyma barnettii
Lineage: Eukaryota; Fungi; Ascomycota; Saccharomycetes; Saccharomycetales; Saccharomycetaceae
Exons: 1
Coding region: 1-684 (227 amino acids)
Source: RefSeq, a predicted model, not a curated record